AUGGUCAUGGAAGCUCUCUCAGGUAUUAUCAAGAAAGCGUGUUCUAUUGGUACGUUUCUGGGGGUUGGGCUCCCAAAGGAGGGUCCGGUUCUUUCUCAUUUAUUAUAUGCAGAUGACGCUAUGGUGAUGGGGGAGUGGUCGGAAAGCAAUUUUACGUGUCUGAGACGGAUGCUUCGUAUUUUUCAUAUGUGCUCAAGUCUCAGAAUUAAUAUCCAUAAAUCAACGUUAUAUGGUGUGGGUGUUGACAGGGAGGCGGUGGAUGGUAUGGCUAGCGGGUUGGGUUGUCGUUCGGGUGAUACCCCAUUUAAUUAUUUGGGGAUUCAGGUAGGCGCUAACAUGACGAGGAUUAAUAACUGGGACCCGGUGGUUAAGGUAUUCAAAACUAGGCUUUCAAGAUGGAAAUCCAAAACUCUUUCGAUUGGAGGUAGGUUGACCCUCAUUAAAUCCGUCUUACAAAGCCUUCCAUCGUAUUAUUUUUCUCUUUUUAAGGCUCUGGUGGGAGUUGUGAAUGUUUUGGAAGGAUUGAUUAGAAGGUUUUUGUGGGGAGGUAGUGAGGAUGUGAAAAAAGUGCAUUGA
This is a messenger RNA of Helianthus annuus (common sunflower), 576 nucleotides long. RefSeq lists its product as uncharacterized. The transcript has a single exon. The record is from RefSeq and is a predicted model, not a curated record. Bases 1 to 576 code for a protein of 191 amino acids. NCBI's taxonomy places the organism in Eukaryota, Viridiplantae, Streptophyta, Magnoliopsida, Asterales, Asteraceae.